Metarhizium album ARSEF 1941 is the source of this 2238-nucleotide messenger RNA. RefSeq lists its product as uncharacterized. The coding region runs from base 1 to 2238 and encodes 745 amino acids. NCBI's taxonomy places the organism in Eukaryota, Fungi, Ascomycota, Sordariomycetes, Hypocreales, Clavicipitaceae. The transcript has a single exon. The record is from RefSeq and is a predicted model, not a curated record.
AUGACCUGGACUCGCAGUUCACGCUCUGGGCGUCCCGACGUAGCUGUCAGCCGGCGCAAUGCCAAUCGCCUCUCACAAAUCGCCGCGACCCGUACACGAACGCUUCCCAGACCAAACUAUGCAGAGGAAUCCACUGAAUCCGGUGAUGAUUCAGACGCGCAAUCUGCCGUUGUCUCCCAAUCCGCCGAAUCGGGUCUAAAAAGCGACCUUGAAUCAAGCAUGAGCCCUCUGGCAGAAGAGCGAGCGUCACGACUGGGCGAUCGAAGGAAAAGACUUGAGCAUUUUGAAUCGGCUUCAAGCAAAAAAUUCGUCAAGAAAAAAUCCCGUACGACUUCUGGAGCCGCUGGCACUUCCAAAGCCAGCUCAAGUCGUGGAAAGCGAAGCCGCCCAUCACCACCAUCGACUUCCAAGAGGCGAAAACUGUUGGCACAGGGCAUUGCGACCGGAAGCCACAUCCCAGAUGAGUUCAUUCCAGACUGGCGAGACCCUCGAGUCCCAUUCCAGUGUUGGACAGAUAUUUUUCUGUACGCGGCCAGAGAAGGAUCUACCGAGGUACUUUCAAACAGUUGGCUCAUACAAGCCGCUACCACGUGCAGAUUAUUCGCAGAACCUGCACUGACUGCUAUUUAUCGUUGCCCAACCAUUAAAAAUACUGCCAAGGCGAAACGUCUAGCAGUCCUGCUUGAACGCCCCUCUUCAGAGACUCUAUACAACUAUCGCGUAAAGGUCGAGGCGCUGCACAUCAACGUUCAGAUUGUGCCACAGCCGCUCCUAUUUCAGCUGAUCAGCCCACUUAUUCGCCUUAAAGAGUUGAUUAUUUUUACCCCCAUGGAUCAACCUCCCUACCGAGAGUUGGACAUGACACUGCGUUGGCAUUACUCAGAAGACAUCUUCCGAGCGCUGGACGGCGCUGCCACCGAGUCCUCUCUGAUUGGCGACAAGCCAUUUCCGACUGCCCUGAAGAGCUGGGAGUGGAGCGGUAGAUUUCUUGGAGGAUAUGUUCCAACAAUCGAGGCUAUAUCAGGUCUCCAUAAGACGCUACCAUUCUCACAGCUCACUAGACUGAGCUUGACCAAUUUUCAAGUGCCCUCACUGAAGCACCUGCAAAUAAAACCCGACUCCGAAGAAAAAGAACUACAGACAUAUGAAAUGGAUGGCGCUACUAUACAGGCUGUGGCACAAGCCAUCUCGGCCCUCGCCUCGCUGAAACAUCUCGUUUUUGAAUCCUCGACCGUGCUCAACGACCGGCUGCUUCCUCUUUUACCAAAGAGUCUUGUUCAUUUUGAACUGAUCAACUGCUGGGAGGUUAGGUCCGAAGAUCUGUCUUCAUUUCUGUGCACCCAUGGCAGCGAGCUUAAGACGUUGACCCUGAUGCACAAUCAGUCACUUGAUUUGGGUUUCCUCACAAACUUGGCCGAUACGUGUCCCAAGUUAAGAAAAUUACACAUAAACCUGUCAUACUAUCGACAUCACGACUGUAUCAACGAUGCUGAUCCCAUGUACGAUCAAGUAUUGCUACCAUCUCAGAUUCCGAGGUGGCCUUGUGGUCUACGAGUGCUCAAUAUUGAGCAUAUUCGGGACUGGUCAAUGGAAACUGCCGAGAUUUUCUUCCAGUCAAUCAUCGACAGCGCACCCUUGCUACCAGAUCUGCGAUAUCUUGCAAUAAAAACAAUGCUUGACAUUCCUUGGCAAGCACGUGCUACCAUGCGCCGAAAAUGGCGCGACAAGAUGAAACGGGUUUUUCUUCGACCUUUCGUGCCCCCCAAUUCUCACACAACACUGCGUCAACCAGAUGAGGAUGAGGCGGCUCUGUCGAUGGAAACAGCCGAGCCGCCAGCGUCCACAUCGCCCUCCCGCCGAAGCAGCAGGAUUGCCUCCCACAGCCAAGUCUACGAGAUUCGAGGUCGGCAUGGCAAAUCUAUGCGUCAUCAGCCUGGGAGCAUCUCCUACAAAGAGCCCGACACGGACGAUGAAGAGUUUGAUUUCCCGGAAGGAAAAGCCGCGGAGAAGGAUAUUAUGGAGAGUAGCACAAGCGCCACGAAUGUUUCGUCAGUCGAUCAGGACACAUCUGGCGAGGAAUUUCUGCAUGGAAAAUGCACAACCGUUAACGUCUUGUUUGACAAUCAAAAAAUACGCGAGUUCCAAUACAGCAUGGAGGACUUUGGCUCUGAAGAAUCGGACUCGGAAGAGGAGUGGGACGGCGACUACGAAGAUGAUGAGCAUGUCGUGGUCUUCUAG